UUCCAUUAAAAUCAUGAUUUCUUUCUAUGUGGAAGUGAUGUGGCGGGUGUGGGAGGAUCUUAGUGAAACCCACACUGGUGCCUGUGCAGACACAGCUGCUGUGUUUGACUUCAGCAUCAUGUCUUACAACAUCCUGGCUCAGGAUCUGCUAGAAGCGAAUCCACAGCUGUACACACACUGUCCAGAGGAAGUGUUGGUGUGGGACCAGCGGCUCCGGACCAUCCUGAAGGAGCUCCAGAUCUGGGAACCUGACAUUAUUUGUCUUCAGGAAGCUCAAGAAGAUCACUUCCUAGAGCAGAUCUAUCCUGUCCUGACUGACAUGGGUUACACCUGCAUCUACAAACGCCGCACUGGGACCAAAACGGACGGCUGUGCAGUGUGUUAUCACAGCGACCGCUUUACCCAGCUUUCCAUCAACCUGCUGGAGUUUCGCCAGUCGGACUGUGAGCUGCUGGAUCGUGACAACGUGGGCAUUGUGCUGCUCCUCCAGCCGACGGCAGGGCAGAAUGAAGCCUUCAGCCCCAUAUGUGUGGCCAACACACACCUGCUGUUCAACCCCAGGAGAGGAGACGUGAAGCUCGCCCAGCUGGCCAUCGUGUUCGCUGAGAUCGACAUCAUGAUCAAGAAAUGCAGGAGUGAAGGAAGACGCUGUGAGGUGGUUUUAUGUGGGGACUUUAACGCUGUACCCAACAGCCCUCUGUGGAAUUUUAUCACCACCGGACAGCUCUACUACCACAGGUUACCUGCCUGGAUGGUUUCAGGUCAGGUGGAUUUGUCGUAUAAAGUCCAUCACACGAGGCUUUUCGCCCCGUUGUGGCCCAGCAUCCUCGGCAUCAGUGAAGGCUGUCAGUACUGGAGUGUGUCAGAUACAGGAGUUUCAGGUAGGCGGCAGCUUCAGGUUUUCGCUGAUUGA
Molecule: messenger RNA, 913 nt
Organism: Cyprinus carpio (common carp)
Lineage: Eukaryota; Metazoa; Chordata; Actinopteri; Cypriniformes; Cyprinidae
Product: protein angel homolog 1-like
Exons: 4
Coding region: 14-913 (299 amino acids)
Molecular function (GO): 3'-5'-RNA exonuclease activity
Source: RefSeq, a predicted model, not a curated record